Messenger RNA from Megalobrama amblycephala (Wuchang bream), 11699 nucleotides. RefSeq names its product neuron navigator 3 (gene nav3). The record is from RefSeq and is a predicted model, not a curated record. The transcript has 45 exons. Bases 950 to 8029 code for a protein of 2359 amino acids. Gene Ontology annotation, biological process: nervous system development; neurogenesis. Lineage: Eukaryota; Metazoa; Chordata; Actinopteri; Cypriniformes; Xenocyprididae. Gene Ontology annotation, molecular function: ATP binding; protein binding; ATP hydrolysis activity.
AAAAGCAGCUUAACUCUUUUUUUUUUUCCCUCACGUAAAUAUAUUUAGGCCUACGUACUUUUUAGUGAAUGGAUAUGGGUGAUAUGGAGGAUAUAUGGAUGUAUAUUAGCCUAUUUUACAUAUGACGACUUUUUCAUUAAAAGCCAAAAAUCAAGUGAAAGAUGUCUCGAGAGAUGUGACAACUCUGAAAGAGUGGAUACUAUUGAGUGAAACCCUGUUUGUUAUGAUGACAACAGCGCCGCGCGGUGGUUACGGGAACAGUUACAGCGGCGAGGCGCGUUUGUUUGUCCGGGGUUUGGCUCGUGAGAGCGGGUGGCUCGCGCUGACAGGUCCGCGAGAGGGACGGGCAGGAGUGACAGCCACGCUCGUAUCUCUGGACGGACUAACACCUGCCGGAGAGAGUUACUGGCCAUUCGCAGCACCUGACCUUUACAGCAUCUCCGUUUUGAAUUCAUCCUCCGUUGCCUAGAGCUGCUUGUGAAGCAGGUGAGGCGGCUUUUGUGGAAUUCGCUGCCUGUCUAAAAGGUGACGAUGCGAAAUAAAGGGACUCGCUGACUUGCGGAGAGAUUGUAAAUCCCUGGAAAAGAUUUGAGGACCAAGGAUGCAGCCCUGAGGUGGACUACCAGAACACGCACACUGGGAUCUACUGGCUGGAAAUGACAGACUUCUGAAUGGAUGUUUUCACGUGUGGAGAGGAUGCUGGUCUUUUCAUCCUGCUGACGUGGUCUCGGUAAAUUCGGGAGUGUCUCCGUUCCUCUUCAUUUUCCGUCUCCUGUUCUUCCAGAAAGGCCCACCUCAGCCUGAGAGAAGAUGUGACCCAGGCAAAGGAAUAAUCUGGCUGCCUGUAGCCCCCUCCCUUUCUCCCACACGUUUGGCUCGUAGCUCUUUUCUCUCUGUCUUUCUCUCUCUCGCUCGGUCUCUCUUGGAGAUAUUACCGCUCUCACCGGGGAUGGAUGUACCGCCUGAAACCAGCAAGCAUGUUAAGAAGUCCACAAGUCAAAAGCUGGAGGAUCAGAAAAAGAUCUACACUGAUUGGGCAAACCAUUAUUUGGCCAAGUCCGGUUGUCCAAGGCUUAUUAAGGACCUGACUCAGGACAUACCCGAUGGAGUUCUGCUGGCAGAAAUCAUCCAGAUAAUAGCUAAUGAAAAGGUAGACGAUAUUAACAGCUGCCCCAAGAGUCACUCUCAAAUGAUUGAGAAUGUGGAGGCUUGUCUGAAUUUCUUAGGGGCCAGAGGAGUCAGUGUUCAAGGGCUCUCUGCUGAAGAGGUGUGUAAUGGGAAUCUGAAGAGCAUCCUGGGUUUGUUCUUCAUCCUGUCCCGCUACAAGCAGCAACAGCAGCACCAGCAGCAGUACCUGCAGUCGUUAGUGGAGCUACAACAACACGUCACGCAUCAGACCACAGGGGCGGCGCCAGCGAGCCAGCACAAAACCCAAGACAUGCAGUCCAGUCUCACCGCACGAUAUACAAGUCCACCAGGUCACAGUGGAAUAGCAGCCCCUCAGAAGAAAAACACAAGGUUACCAGGUCCCUCCAGAGUCCCCGCUGCAGGCAGCGGCAGUAGCAGCAGUAAAGCCCACGGCUCCUCAAACCUGAACCGAAGGAGCCAAAGCUUCAACAGUAUUGACAAGAGCAAACCACUGCAGUAUGCUAGCGGCAAUGACAGAGAGUCGGUGAAGGGCAUCCCUCUGCCAGGCAGCAUGAACGGCAGUGGCUCGGUGCCCUCCAGCACCAGCGGGCAGCAGCUGGCCUCUGCCAUCCCCUCUCCCACCGCUGGAAAGUCCUGGCGCAGCAAGUCCAUGAACAUUAAGCACAGUGCCACCUCGUCCAUGCUGGCCACCAAGCCGCCCAGCCCAACCGCUUCCCCAACCCCUCCCUUAUCAUCUGAUCGCCUCCGGCCCCCAAUCACAGAUGCCUCCAAAUCAGCCCCCGGCAACCAGCGCUCCAUGUUGGAGAAGUUCCGGCUCAUCAACCCUCGCUCCGCAUCCAGAACGUCACCCUCGGUGGCCGAAAUGGCUCUUCAGGAGGAGGACGACUUGUCGGAGUUUGGAGAUGAGGGGACCUGCAGUCCCACACCACCCUGUGGGAUAUCGAAACAGCAGGGGAAGACCUCUACAUCCUCCUUUGCACCCCCAAACAAGACCAACAACUGCAAGAACCAGAACAAUAAGUCCUUGCCGCAGUCCAAAGACAAAGAGGACAAGAACAAGACCAAGAGCAAAGCCAGCACACCACCCAAAGAGGAGCCAGUAAUAGUGGAGCCCUCUAAGAAGGGCUCCAAGAUCGCCAGCCUCAUCCCCAAAGGAAGCAAAACAUCCACAGCCUCUGUGAAGAAAGAAAGUGCAAUCCCUGCCUCCAGCGGCAUCCCCAAACCUGGUCUGAAGGCUCCGACGGCGACCGCCAAGCCUGCAGCAACUCAACCUAGUGUACCUGCACCAAGUGUACCUGCUACAAGUGGUGAGAAGACCAAACUUAGUAAAGGCAGUCAGUCUAUAUAUAUGCAGAGAUCUUUGGGAGGUUUGGAGAAUCGUAAGACCAGCAUGGUGUCAUCAACCAGUACCUCAGCGCUUUCUGGAUCCGCCACUUCAGGGCUGGGUGGUGGAGCAGCUCUAGGAGGCAAUGGGGCAGUACAACUUCCCCAGCAACAGCAACACAACCAUCCCAACACAGCAACCGUCGCCCCCUUCAUGUAUCGGACGUAUUCAGAGAAUGACUGCACUACCGUGGUACCCCCUGAACCGUGUCUCAGUCCCACAAAAGACCUGGUCUACAGCAAGACCGCCAAACAGUGCCUGGAGGAGAUCUCAGGGGAGGAUCCAGAGACUAGACGGAUGCGUACAGUGAAGAACAUCGCAGAUCUGAGACAGAAUCUUGAAGAAACCAUGUCCAGUUUACGUGGGACGCAGAUUAGCCACAGUACCCUUGAGACAACAUUCGACACCACUGUAACUACAGAAGUGAACGGUCGUGGCCUCCCCGCCCUCUCGAGCCGCUCUUCCCCCAUGUCUUGGCGUCUCGGCCAAGGGUCGACUCCUCGUCUUCAGGCCGGCGAUGCUCCUAGCUACGCCCCGCCCAGAUCCAGCGCUGGCACCACUGGUCGCUAUGGUGACCCAUCGAGGUUGUUAUACACUGCCCCCCUGAGGAGAGCGGCGGCCUCAGGGGUUCGAGGGUCAGAGCCGGGGGAGAAAGGUGGGGUUUCUGAGGCGGGGCCAGAGGUGGACGUGACCGGAUACGGGAGCGAUGGUGACAUACUUGCCAAGAAUGUACAUGCAGAUGAUAUCAGUGGGUAUCACACAGACGGAGGUCUCUACUCUCGGAAUGUCGACCUUUACUCUCGAAAUGUUGGUCGCCCACCUGAGAUGAUGCCAACUCGAGAGGUUGUUCAAAAAGGAGUCAAAGAAAUGCAAGGGGAAGACAGCUGGGAUGACAGUAGUUCGGUCAGCAGUGGUUUGAGUGAUACUUUAGAUAACAUCGGCACUGACGAUCUGAAUCCACCCACAUAUUCCGGCAUCUCAUCUCGCAAGAGCAAAGCAGCACAGUCAAAUAAAGAUACGAACAGACAUACCGAGCAGGAUGGUAGCAGCUGGGCUGGUGCUGAGGAUCUGAAGAAGGUUGAUGAAGAGAUGGAGCCAGGUAUGGACCCUUCCUGCAAGUGGAAGACUUCAUCCCCUUCUUCUUCAUGUCAGGGUGAGGAUGUUGGCCAGAAGACAGGUUUGCCCAUGUCUCAAACAGGCUCCUGGAGGAGGGGCAUGAGUGCCCAGGUUGGCAUCACACCACCACGGACCAAAGGCUCGUCCACCUCUCUCAAAACACCAGGUAAAACUGAUGAUGCCAAGGCAUCUGAGAAGGGCAAGGCCCCAUCUAAGAGCCCAAGCAUCCAGCGUUCACCAUCAGAUGCAGGCAAAAGCAGCGGAGAUGAAGGGAAGAAGCCACCCUCAGGCAUUGGUCGUCCACCUACCACAAGCUCCUUCGGCUUUAAAAAGAUUCCGGGUCCUGCCGGAGCCCUCAUCACAGCCAGUGGGGCCACUCUGACCAGUGGCUCUGCAACUCUAGGCAAGGUACCCAAGUCUGCAGGCAUUGGGAAGGGUGCAGGUAUCGGCAAUGAGCGGAAGACUAGUCUGGAUGGUGCUCAACACCAGGAUGAUGCCGUUUUGUUAGGCUGUGGAGGCUCCAAGGUUCCACUCCAGUAUCGCUCCCUACCUAGACCGGCAAAGUCAUCUAGUGGGGGAAGCAGCGUGGUGGGCCGCAGCGGGCAUCGUUCCAGCUCUAGCAGCAUUGAUUCUAAUGUCAGCGGAAAGUCUGCGGGAGGUAGUGGAGGGGUGGUAGGAACCCCAACCAGUACAAAGAGAAGAGACCCUGGGAAAGUAGGGUCAGGACGUUCUAGUCCCAUCACCAUCAACCAAACGGAUAAAGAGAAAGUGGCAGGGUCAGAUCAGGAGGGAACGGGAUUGUCCACUUCCCCCAAAUCCAGUCCCACUUCUACCCAAUCGGGACUCAGACAGCCAGGCUCCAAAUACCCAGACAUUGCAUCCCCCACAUUCCGCAGGUUGUUUGGCAGUAAGACCAGCAGUAAACCCAGUUCCCCCGGCACCCCUGACUCUGGUAAAUGCCCAUCAGCACUGGGCAGUCCUCAUGGCACACUGGCGCGGCAGGCCAGCCUGGAUUCACCCUCCUCAGGAACAGGUAGUCUGGGCAGCAUGGGUGGGCAAAGCGGAGGCAGCAGCCCGCUGUACGGCAAAACGCCUGACCUCGGCACUGACUCCCCAGCCUCUAGUCCAGCAUCUGGCCUCUCUCUGCCCUCUAAUGCCCGGCCUUGGCCUCCAAACCUCAGCAGUUCCUCUGCAGGCAGUAAAGACACACUAAGCUGCCAUAGUAUGACUAGUUUACACACAAGCUCAGAGUCCAUAGACCUGCCACUCCCACAUCACCAUGGGCCAAAAGUCACCCGCACGGGCAGUGUCAAGUCCACCCUGUCUGAGGGCAUGCCUCUUGACAGAAACACUCUCCCCAAAAAGGGAUUAAGGUACCCUCCAUCCUCCAGGCAGACAUCACAUGAGGAAGGAAAGGAAUGGUUGCGUUCUCAUUCCACUGGAGGUCUGCAGGACACAGGAAGUCCACUUUCACCACCGGGCACAACCAGCACCGGCGCUGGAAAAUACCACUACUCAAACUUGUUGAGUCCCACCAGUAUGUCACAGUUUAAUCUUCCCAGCACCAGUAUGAGCCGCUCCAACAGUAUUCCAGCACAGGACUCGUUCGAGCUGUAUGGGGAGGGACACACUUUGGGCGGCAGUGCCACCUCGCUGGAGGAACGGCCACGCGGGAUGAGCCGGUCCGGCUCCUUCCGAGACAGCACUGAUGAAGUUCAUGGUUCUUCUCUGUCUUUGGUCUCGAGCACAUCAUCUUUAUAUUCUGCGGUGCUGGCCUUUUUAGACAAGACGGAGGAGAAGGCCCACUCUGAGGGCCAAACAGUCCAAAAUACAACGCAAAUCAGAAAACUGCGAAGAGAGCUGGACGCUUCUCAGGAGAAAGUGGCAACCCUGACCUCUCAGCUGGCAGCCAAUGCACACCUGGUGGCGGCGUUUGAGAAGAGUCUGGCGAACAUGACCUGUCGCCUGCAGAGUCUAACAAUGACAGCGGAGCAAAAGGAGUCCGAGCUGGCAGAGUUGAGAGAGACCAUUGAAGCAUUGAAAGCUCAGAACACAGAUGCUCAGACGGCCAUUCAAGUGGCCCUCAACGGCCCUGAUCAUGUUCAUAAAGGACUUCUGGGUUUGGAACGACAUGAGGCAGACCUGAGGAUCCGUCGACAGCAUUCGUCAGAAAGUAUGUCCAGUAUUAACAGUGCAGCCAGCCAUUCCAGUAUGGGUAGCGCUAAAGAUGCAGAAGACAAGAAGAAAAAGAAGAAAAGCUGGGGAAAGGAUAGAGGACACAAGGUGGCUGAUUCCAUCCCUGCCCAGUUGCGGAGCUCUUUUAAGCAGGCCUUCAGCAAGAAAAAGACCAACAAGCCCCAAUCGCCUCAUGAUGAGAUUGAAGAGAUGACUGACUCAUCCCUCCCUUCUUCACCCAAACUACAACACGCUGACAGACAGACCAGCACCACCCAACCACUGCGCUCAUCACCGUCCACCACAGAAAAGUGUUUUUGUGAUAGCAAGUCCUCCCCCAUUUGGAUGCCAAAGAAAAAGUCAAACGGUCAUGUGGUCUACAAGCACAGAUCUCGACUGUGUGAAUGUACAGAAGCUGAGGCCGAGAUUAUCCUGCAGCUGAAGAAUGAGCUGAGAGAGAAGGAGCUGAAGCUGACUGAUAUCAGACUGGAGGCGUUAAGCUCCGCCCACCACCUUGACCAGAUACGAGAGGCCAUGAACCGCAUGCAGAAUGAGAUUGAGCUGCUGAAGGCGGAGAAUGACAGACUCAAGUCCAGUGGCAACACCACACCUGCUGCUACUCCUGCUAAAACAGCCCGCCCCCCAUCAGAAACCUCCAGCACGUCCUCCUCAUCCUCACGGCAAUCUCUGGGGCUGUCGCUAAACAACCUCAACAUCACCGACACCAUUAUGUCAGAUAUUCUGCUGGAUGACGGCUAUGAGGGCAACCUACGCAAAGAGGGCAGGAGCGUCCGUAUAGUGGUCACCAUCAACAGUGACUCCAACAAGACCAAGGCUAUGCAGAAGAAGGUGUAUCUGAUUGGCUCCAUUGGCGUCAGUGGCAAAACCAAGUGGGACGUGUUGGACGGAGUAAUACGACGCUUGUUUAAGGAGUAUGUGUUCCGUGUGGACCCGUUGACCAGUCUGGGCCUGAAUUCGGAUAGUAUAGUGUGCUACAGGAUGGGGGAUGUGGUCCGAUCUCAUGCUUCUGAGGUGCCUGAACUGUUGCCUUGUGGAUAUCUGGUGGGCGACAACAACGUAAUCACAGUCAGUCUCAAAGGUGUGAAGGAGGGUAGUAUUGAUGAUUUGGUGUUUGAUACACUGAUCCCUAAACCCAUCAUUCAACGCUACUUGAACCUGCUGAUGGAGCACCGUAGAAUUAUCUUGUCCGGUCCGAGUGGAACUGGCAAAUCCUACCUAGCCACUAAACUAGCAUACUACAUCAUCUCCAAGACUGGUCGAGAAGUAACCGACACUAACCUGGCGAGCUUCAACGUGGACCAGAAAUCCAGCAAGCAGGAUCUUCGACAGUACCUCUCUAGCCUGGCCGAGCAGUGCAACACAGAGGAGUGUGAGAUCGAGCUGCCCACUGUAGUUAUUCUGGAUAACCUCCAUCAUAUUGGCUCCCUCAGUGACAUCUUCAAUGGAUUCCUCAACUGCAAAUACCACAAAUGUCCGUAUGUCAUAGGAACUAUGAACCAGGGUGUGUCCUCAUCUCCAAACUUGGAGUUGCAUCACAACUUCAGGUGGGUGCUGUGUGCCAACCACACUGAGCCAGUGAAGGGCUUCCUGGGCCGAUUCCUGAGGAGAAAACUGAUUGAAACCGAGAUUGAUAAGAACAUGCGCAGUAACGACCUCAUCAAAAUCAUCGACUGGAUCCCCAAAACCUGGCAACACCUCAAUUCCUUCUUAGAGGCUCACAGCUCCUCAGACGUCACUAUCGGUCCACGGCUGUUCCUGUCCUGUCCGAUGGAUGCGGACGGCUCACGUGUGUGGUUUACCGACCUGUGGAACUAUUCUCUAGUGCCAUAUCUACUGGAAGCAGUACGAGAAGGACUGCAGCUGUAUGGUAAGAGGGCGGCAUGGGAGGACCCUUCCAAAUGGGUGAUUGACACCUACCCUUGGAGCUCCGCCUCCCUGCAGCAUGAAGGCCAGUCACUGCUGCAGCUGCGGCCGGAGGACGUGGGCUAUGAUGGCUACACCUCCUCUAAAGACGGAGCCGCCUCCAAACAAGUAUCUCAGAGCGACACAGAGGGAGACCCACUGAUGAAUAUGCUGAUGAGGCUACAGGAAGCUGCUAACUACUCCAGUGCCCAGAGCUGUGACAGCGACAGCGCCAGUCACCACGACGACCUGCUGGACUCCUCGUUGGAGUCUGCCCUCUAAGCCCCGCCCCAUUAGAAGAGGAAGUCUUCUGAUUGGUUUAAAACAGAGCAAAGGGCCCACAGGACUUGUGCUUACGCCUCCAGCGGUGAAAGGAUGCAGAGUCCAGGAUACGGCGAAUGAAAAGGUGCUGGUGGCACACACGACACUGGCGGAAAAGUGUGUGUGCGCUUACAUAAUUAUUAAAACAACAACUGGAAUUUGAAUUUGUUGGAGGUGAUUCAUUAGUUAAACAUGUUUACAGAGGCAAGCGUUUAUUUUAAAUUAACUGAGGUGUAAAAACCUAAAGGGCAACAUUCUGAAUUCUGACCUCAGUCAACAAACCGGUGCUGCCGUGGUGCCAAAACCAACAUGUGGUUUACAUUCAUCUCGCCAGCACCAUUCAUGAAAGGCCUCUAGCCAACAAGCACAAACGUGCGACGCGUCAUUACCGCUACUGUGAAAUCAUACGCAAAUUCGCAAUCCUCCACCACUCGUUUCACUGCCAAGCGUUUAGUGACCUGCAGCACUGCAGCUUACACACCGUUCCAUGCAGUACUCUUUUGUUCGAGCCCACGGCCGUGCGCGUAGUUGUUUUCUCCUCACCGCAGGUACGAGGCAACUGCUUGUAGGAGAGCGUACCAGCUUUGUGAAAAAGACCAGAAAAUGGUGCUUUCUUGCUGCCUUAAAUGUGCUGAGCUCUGAAGACAUUUAAAUGUGGUGCCGCUGUCCUUUUUCGCAGAAAUGAUGGCUUAGGGACAGAACCGCGAUCAACCAUUUUCCUAAAAAUGCCACGUCCACAUAUUUUAUUUUUGUUACAAUUAGUGUUUUAGUGUAAAACACGCCAUUAUAAAACGGUCCAAUUGUAUAAAAGUAAAAAAAAAGAUCUUUAUGUAAUCCCAGUUGAGCUGGGAUCACUUGAAUCGAGAGCACAAAUCGCUUCGCUAGCAUGCCGUUUUUACUUUGCUAUAUGUGUGUACGUGCACGCGGAAACGUUUUUCGCUCCCGUGCGCCGGUGUUCGUGUAGUCGAAUUUCAUUCAUCCUUUAUUUUGUUUGCUAUGUGGGUUUUGCACAGUUGAAAAGGUGAUUGUAAAUAUCCAAGUCUUGCACAGCCUCUUUAAAGAUGCACUCUGCCCGCUCGGUAUUGCGUUUCUGCUCUUCUAGUCUAGCAUUACGCUCUUGUGAUUUACUGAGAAAAAAAAAGCAAACCAGCAACCUGUCCAAACCUUAUAUGUCUUGUAAUGACUGGUUAUUAUACAGAGCUCUAAACUGUACAGUGAGAGGUGAAGUGUUUUUCCAAUUUCAGAAAACUUUAGUGUCAGUUUACUGUUCAAGGGCGCAAAAUCAUCCAAAGCGAUUCACUGUUUUAUCUUUGGAAUGCAUCAACCAUAUCGAACUUGCAUUACACUGAUACAAUUCCUGUCUUGCAGCUUUCCAAAAAAAAAAAAAAAACACUGGCCCCUUUGGACAUAAGCCACAUUUAAAGACCCCAUGAAUGUUUUCCGACAACCAAAAGUUAUUGCAGAACCCGACUGCCAAAAAUGGCUGAUAUUUUCAUUCUAAAGAGCAUUUGUUUGGACAGAAAUGUAUAUGCACCCUUAAAUAAGGAUAAGCCAUCAAUAUUUAUAGUCCAUUAUGAUUGCAAUAUGUUUGAAAGAGAAAUACUGUAAAUUUUAAAUGUGAAUAUCUGCAUAAAGUUUUUUUUUUUUGUCAACUUUAAGGAGUACAAGAGCAUAUAAAUGACCUCAAAACUAACAGACAAAAGCCACAGAACUCUUCAUUUUGAAUUCAUGGGAUUUUUAAAAAUGCAUGAAUGUCAUUGCACUAGAUAACAAAAUCAAAAUAAACUUUUAACAAGGUUUUUUUUAAAUAAUGAAAUGUUACAAUGUUCAAAAAUGAAGACAAUAAAUGGUUACCCCUCAUUUUAAGGUGUACUUGUUACAAUUAUACAAUUAAGUUCUGAGUAAUAUGAACUAACAACAUGUACUUACUAUAGGGUUAGGGUUUGGUUUAGCGUUAAUUGCUUGUAAUUAUGCAUCAUUUACUGUUAUUACUAUAGUAAGUACAUAUAAUGUGUAACAAGGCCACUGUAAAAUAAAGGGCCCUAUUUUAACAAUCUAAGCGCAUGGUUUGCAGACGUUUCCGAAUCCACUUUUGCUAGUUUAAGGAUGGGAAAAUGGUUGGCCCGCCUGGUGCAUGGUCUAAAAGGGUUGUCCCUAUUCUCUUAAUGAGUAAUGGGUGUGUUUUGGGCGUAACGUGCAAUAAACUAAUCAGAGUCUCAUCUCCUAUUCCCUUUAAAAGCCAGUUGCACUCGCGCCAUGGCGGAUUUGCUAUUUACAUGGCGGAAUUUGCAAACGGAAAAACGGAACGUUUCUCUUGCGAGGAAAUGGAUCUGUUCGUGCGCGAGGUUAAAGCGCGUGAGCAGACCAUCUACGGGAAAAGCCAGAUUCCACCAAAGCAUUUUUAUCUUGCAUACAAUAAUAAUCUUUUACAUUGUAAUCCUUCUAUUUUUAAUAUUUGGCAUGUUUGUGUGCUGCUGCACAUCCCUGUGUGUGGAAUAAGCAUAUGUGCGUUGUGCAGCCGCAUAUAGGCGCAUAUUACUAAUGCGCUCUUUAAAUAACAAAACAAAUAUUGCGCCAUUGACUUUAAACCAGGUUUUAGUUGGUCAGUGGUGCAGUCUAUUUCAGUCGCCUCAAAAUAGCAACACGCCAACAACGCACCUGAACACAGCUCCUUUUCAGACCAGCACACCCAUGGAUGCACGAAUGGGCGCAAAUGCAUUUGCUAUUUAAACAACUAGCAAAAAAACACUGGAAAAUCACUGCAAAAAUUGGUUCAUCACAAGCUUCAUUUAUAAUGCAGAUGCAAGUCUAAUGCAAUGGCAUUCAUACAUAACAAGUGUGACUAAAGUGUCUGAAUACCUUUUAGGUCCACUGUAAAAUGGCUUACGAUUUCCCAGAAAUGUUACUGUGAAAGACUUUUCACUUGAGAAUUUUUCAGAGUUUGCACAUGUUUACAGCAACUAAGUCUCUGUUAGCUUGAUGUACAUGGUCAAGGAGGUACAAGGUGUUUCAUACAAGGUGCUAUAGGUGAAUCAUUGAAAAGCUUUGCGUCUCUGUCUUAUAUGGUCAGGCCUUUACCACAUCCAGCUUCACCUUCUGACUCAAACUAAGUAACUCAUUCUCACUGCCACAGUUUUGCAGGCUUUAACCUUUGAUUCUUUCCAAUCUACCUUUUUGUUGAUUCAGGAAACGGCUUCUUUGAUUCCUCAGCACUACAGCGGUGCUAUGUAUGUAACCUCCAAACUCUGUGACUCUGUGCCUGAUGCUUUGCUUGUCAACCAUUGUUCAGUGUAAAAGUACUCAACAGAAACAUUUAUAAGAAGUGCAGUAAAGGUUUCAAACUGCCUAAUGGUCCCUAACCUCAAACACAAAUAGUGAUUGUCCAUGGUACAUCAGAAAUCGUCUUUUAAUUUUCUUCAUGUUAUGGCAAACACGUCUCUUGGUGAGAGCAUAACAUUGAACUACUUUGAAAAUGUUUCUUUUCAGGUGGAACAUUUGUUGGUAGAUGUUUUAUAUUUUGUACAUUUGUAAGUAACAUAUCAUGUAAAUAGAAAGAGACCACAAUUUAAUUCAUCUGGGGGAUUUUGUAGUCUUUGUAAAGCCCUAAUAAAUGGUAUUUGGUGUCACCUGA